AUGGGCUUUGAUGAGAGAUGGAUCAGGUGGAUUAAUUUUUGCAUCAGCACUAUUAAAUUCUCAAUUUUGAUAAAUGGUUCUCCGGCUGGUUUUUUCUCUUCACAGAGAGGUCUGAGGCAGGGGGAUCCUAUAUCCCCUUUUUUAUUUAUUCUAGCAAUGGAAGGUUUAAACAUCCUGUUUAAAUCUACCAAAGCUAACAACAGGAUCAGGGGUUUCAGGGUAAAUUAUAGAGAUCCAGUGUCUGUGGAGGUUACACAUCUGCAAUAUGCAGAUGAUACUUUGGUGUUUUGUGAUACUGAUAGAGACCAGGUGCUUAUUUUGAGAGUGAUAUUCAUCUUUUUUGAAGCUAUUUCUGGAUUACGCAUUAACUGGAAUAAGAGCUUCAUCUAUCCAAUUAAUGAAGUAAUGGAUAUUCAUAGCUUGGUGAAUAUUCUAGGAGGAAGAGUAGGAACCUUGCCAACAGUCUAUCUUGGAAUGCCUCUUGGAGCAAAAAGCAAAUCUAAAGGGAUCUGGAAUGAUGUAGUUGAGAAGUCAAAAAGACUUGAUGCCCUGAGAAGAAAUUUCAUAUGGCAAGGUGCCAGUGAGGAGCGAAAUCCAUCUGGUCAGAUGGGAUGUCCUUACAACAAGCAAGAAGGAAGGAGGGAUGGGG
This is a messenger RNA of Nicotiana tabacum (common tobacco), 649 nucleotides long. The record is from RefSeq and is a predicted model, not a curated record. NCBI's taxonomy places the organism in Eukaryota, Viridiplantae, Streptophyta, Magnoliopsida, Solanales, Solanaceae.